Messenger RNA from Clunio marinus, 1350 nucleotides. The record is from the annotation of a GenBank genome assembly. Lineage: Eukaryota; Metazoa; Arthropoda; Insecta; Diptera; Chironomidae.
AUGCAAUUUGAACGUAAUGCAUUGAGUCCAACAAACGUCAUCACUCAACCCAAACCCACCUUUCACUCUUCGUCGAACAUCAAUGCCUUGAAGUUCAAUCUUUUUCAAAGAAAUCUCAACGACAAUUACGUAGAAGCGCCAUCGACAACAAGUUCUGACGAAGGAAAUUCACCAACUGAACUCAACAACUGUCGAAGGAUUCUCGAAAAGCCACCAUUAGUGUUGCUUUCGUUUCUCUUAAAGGUGAAGCGUUUGGCAAUGGGAAUUUUGAGAUUCACUGAUGAUAGUCGACCAUUGGUCCAUAACAAAACGUCAUCCAACACAUCAUCAGACUCGAUACAAACAAUUUCCGACGGCUACGUGAACGAAGCAAUUUGUGAUUCCGAAAAGCUCAUAACAAAUAGAUUCGGUGACUCAUGCAAGCAAUCAUUUAAUCGUCAAACAUUUCAAAUGCAUUAUCCAUUGUCAUCAAUCAACAACGCAAUUCCCCUCACCACACUUAAACGUUCAUCAUCAGAGACGUCGUCGAACAUUAUAACAACAUCGGCGACUGUCCAUGCAAGCGAAAAGUCAACAAACUUCAACACGUGUUAUAACAAUGCGAGCACUAAUUAUAAUGAGACGAACUUUUGUGAGUUUGAUUAUAAGAAAAACUUUAGCAGUGAACCACCUUCUCCCACUAAUGGAGUGAAUCUCAUUCCACCAAUUCUACCAUUACGAAAUGAUGCCUUAAGCUUAACUGAACAGAAUGAUUUGAAAGGCGCUCCAUGGUUUCAAGCCGGCCUUCCACGGGAAAUUUCACUUGAAAUUCUUUCAAGACAAAAUCCGGGAGCAUUUCUUGUUCGUCAAAGUGAAUCGAAAAUGGGUUGCUUUGCACUCUCAUUGCGUGUGCCGCCACCAGCCCCUAAGGUAGCACAUUACUUAAUUAUGCGAACGCAACGCGGCUUCAAAAUCAAGGGAUUCACGAAGGAAUUUUCAUCAUUACGAGCGCUGAUUACACAUCACUCUGUUAUGAAAGAACUUCUUCCCAUCCCAUUAAAUUUACCACGUCAACAUGAGAUUCAACAACGUCACGAGUUGGACGACUUAGACAAUCUGUGGUUUAUUAAAUGAAAAUUAUGGAUUUAAGUGAAAUUUAUAGUUGUUUUGGUGGGUCGGUGGGUCGGUGGGUGGCGAAAGGAAACCAGAAAACGUCCGUGUUGAAAGAAGAAGAAAAUAAUGAAAGUUAAAUAAAUUAUUUCAAUUAUUUUUUUGCUUGCUUGUAUAUUCAUCAACGAAGUGAUAAUAUUGUAUAAAAUAUCUGCGUUUCCCUCUUAUUUUGCUGAUUGUCGACGUCGUCGUUUAAACAUU